AGUUUAUGUCCGACCUUCCAACACAUUAGAACGCCGUUUUUCGUAUAUUUUUUUUUCUUCUCUCAACUCUGUGUAUCUCUCCCGCUUCGCUGUCGACCGUCUCAUAUGUUUUGUGUUUUUGUUUGCUGUUCAAUCAUAAUCUUUCACUGUACUCCAAGCCGAUAUAACAGCAUUGUGCGAACAAAAGUGAAUUAAGAGAAAUAUAAUAGUAACAAAAAUAGUAAUGCUUUAAGCAUCGCACUCGUGUUGUGUUACCAAUGCAAUUUAUUGUUGUUUAAGUUUAGUUAUAGUUAAGGCUGAAUAAAAAAGUAAUUUUUAUAAUUUGAAAGUAAAAAGAAAGUUUUGUGCACUGCAAUUUUUUGGAAUGGAAUUCAGAUCCUUAUAAAAUUUAUAUUGAAAAGAGAAAAUUAAAUAAAAGUUAAAAGUUGAAAGUUGAAUUGAAAGUGACAAUUGCAAUGGCACGUCUUCUUGUGUUCAUAUUGUGUGCAUCAAUGGCAACCACACAAAGAAAUGGAAAUGUUGUAAAGGAUAAAUCCGAUGAUGUUCAUGAAGUCCAAAGACAAAAUAAAAUUACGGAACAAAUUUUAACAUCAUUUUUGGAGAGAAAACUUUAUCCAAAUCGUAAGCCACGACCAGGUCCAACGUUAGAUGAUAUUCUACCACUUGAGACACGUCCAACUCGAAACAAACACUCAACACAGAAAGAUAAUGAUGAUGACGAUAAUGAGUCUGAUAAUCUUCAAAGUGUUGAGUCUGAACAUGUCGACACAUUUUAUAGAUCAGACUGUCCAAAUUGUGUAGAUGAUACAAUAGCAACACCAAAUCGAUGGACGAUGCCAUUAUUGAAGCUUGGUGAGAAGAGAUAUUAUUUAGGAAUAUUUUUCAAGGCAAAUUGGUUUAGAGCCGCUCAAUAUUGUCGCUUCCAUGGCAUGCAUUUGGCUAGCAUUUCAUCACAAGAAGAAAAUGAUAGACUAGAGAAGCACAUUCGUGACUUCGGUCUCGGAAAUGAGCAUUUCUGGACGUCUGGAACUGAUUUAGCGGACGAAGGAAAUUUCUUCUGGAUGGCAAACGGACGACCGCUUACAUUUACAAAUUGGAAUGCAGGCGAGCCAAAUAAUUUCCGUUAUGAGAAUGGCGAGGAGGAGAAUUGUCUAGAACUUUGGAAUCGCGAUGGUAAAGGACUCAAAUGGAACGAUACGCCAUGUAGUUUUGAAACAUAUUUUGUCUGUGAAGUGCAAUAAUUGUUUUCAUGCACGGACUUUUUGCUGCCAAUUUUGUUUUUUAAAUAGAAAAUUCCAAAAUAAUUUAUGAACAACUUUUUUUUAUCGUUUGUUUGCCUUUUAAAUCCACCCUUUAAAAAAAUCAGAGAAUGAGUCGGAAAAAAAUAAUGAAAUUGAGAGGGAAUAAUUGGAUUUAUGUCCAUCAUUUAUCGAUCUGCAAAGUAUAUAUUUUGUACAGAAAUUGAAUCAAUUUUAAUAAAUUUUUUGGCUUGAAAAAAUUAAUUUUUAUGAAAAGCACACACAAAAAAAUAAAGACUCGGGGCUAAAAAUUAUUAUUAAAAUUGAUGCGAUAUACAGCCAUUUUUAUGAAAACAUAUAUCACUGCCUUCACGAAUUCUACACAAAAUAAAAUAAAAUGAAAGAGCAAUUCUACAACUUUGUUUGUACAUAAAAUACGUCCUUUACUUUUAAAUAUAUUUUAAGUGAAUUCUAUGAAAAUGUGUUGGGCAUGAUGUUGACUCAGAGUUGGAUAUUCAGUGAAUCUACACAAAUUAUAACAUAUCCAAUACUGAAACUUAUAAUUUUCAAAACAAAACAAUUCUUAUUUUAUCAUUAAUUAAAUUACGAGACAAAAAAAAACUCAUUAAGCACACAAAUUCACAAAGAAUUUUCAUUCAUUACCUAAAACUUUCUCAAAAAAAUCUUUAAAUCUACAAAUCAACUCUCUAUUAGCCAAACUGACACUUAUUGCUAGCAAUUUCUUAUCCUUAACUAGCCAUAAAUGUCUUUUGGCUGCUAGAGAUUAAUAAUAAUUAAUUAUUUUUAUGAUAGAAAUGAGACAUUUUAAUGCUCCCUAUUUCCUAUGUACUUUUUAUUACAAUUGUAAAUAAAAUAAUAAAAAAAAAA
This is a messenger RNA of Chironomus riparius, 2126 nucleotides long. The record is from the annotation of a GenBank genome assembly. Lineage: Eukaryota; Metazoa; Arthropoda; Insecta; Diptera; Chironomidae.